AUGAAACAAGUCUACCGAGAAGCUUACGUUGACGGAAGUGAGCGGUUGGUUAUCAUCAAGUACACCAGGCAACUGAAACGGUCGGUCCUUUUCUAUAGUGUGAUGUUUAUGGGUGGAGUUGCCCUGACCGGGAUACUUCCGUUGGUAGUUUAUUUGUGGAAUGGGGACAAGAUUCUACCCUUCGGCAUCGUGAUUCCAUUCAUCAAUCCCGAAACGACUGAUGGCUAUGAGCUGAACUAUCUAUAUCAGGUUAGCUAUAUGUUUUGGGCGCCCCCUGGACUGACCGCAUCGCAGAACUUCUACUUCGCUUUGGCGUUCAACAUAUGUAUUCAGUACGAUGUUUUGGUUCUGAAGGUUCGGAACUUGGACGAGAUGAUAGCCAAAAAUGGAGAUGGGGAGUUGAAUGGUAAGAUACGGGAGGGUUUAACCAACAUAAUCCAAUAUCAGCAGCGAUUGGUGAAUUUCAUUUCUGAUCUCGAACAACUGUACGCCUUUCAAACGCUUGUUGAAGUCGCGUGCAAUGCUAUCCAAAUCAUCAUAACUUUGUUUGUACUUCACAUUGAUAUGUGGUUCCCCGGAUAUUUGGUCAUUAUCGUGUCAACGUUUCAACUGUUGCUGUGGUGCAUGCUGGGGACGCUGAUCGAUGUCAAAAGUGAUGUGUUCACCGAUCAAAUCUACAACAUAUCAUGGCAUAACAUGGCGAAGGAAGAUAAAAAAAUAUUUAAAUUCAUGCUGGAAAUGUCGCAACAAUCGCAGAAGUUAUCCUGUGGGAGAAUUAUGACUGUGAACAUGAAUAUGUUUGUGGCGAUCUACAAAAAAAUCUACACGAUUUUCAUGAUGUUGCAGAACGUUUGA
Messenger RNA from Ochlerotatus camptorhynchus, 855 nucleotides. Its product is annotated as putative odorant receptor 83c. The record is from RefSeq and is a predicted model, not a curated record. Lineage: Eukaryota; Metazoa; Arthropoda; Insecta; Diptera; Culicidae. The transcript is spliced from 3 exons. Bases 1 to 855 code for a protein of 284 amino acids. Gene Ontology annotation, molecular function: olfactory receptor activity; odorant binding. Gene Ontology annotation, cellular component: plasma membrane. Gene Ontology annotation, biological process: sensory perception of smell; detection of chemical stimulus involved in sensory perception of smell.